UGGAUAGACUACGAUCCGGUGGGCAAGCCGUUGACAGGUACACGAUUCAUCGCGUUCAAAACACCGCUCAGUCAUGAUUUCUUCGUGAAUCGUGGUGACGACUUCAACGAAGAGGACGUUUUUGAAGUGGACACAAUUAUGUCGUAUGUGAGUUGGUUCUGUUUCCAUUAA
This is a messenger RNA of Anisakis simplex (herring worm), 171 nucleotides long. NCBI's taxonomy places the organism in Eukaryota, Metazoa, Nematoda, Chromadorea, Rhabditida, Anisakidae. The record is from the annotation of a GenBank genome assembly.